UUCCCAAAUUGACGUAUGUCAUGAUCAGCUGUUUGUUUUGAUUGCUGUCUUUCCACCUACCUAUUCUAUAGAUUUAAUUUUAUUUACAUGUUUAUGGGGUGUUUUAAAUACAUUAAUAAAAUAGGAGUCCAUCAUUGUUAUUGCAAGAAGAGACUAUGAUAUUUCACUGAAAUGUCGUGUGAGAUAAUGAUACGCCGGGCUCGUCCCGAGGAUUGGGAAGCUCGCGCAGAGCUACUAAAGAGCGCCGGUGCUACACAUCAGCGGGACGCAUUCUUUUCAUUCUUUUUCCAAGAAGUGUGAUGGUGUUUCAGUUGACGCUGCAGGCAGGGGUUCUGUGUGGUGCUGUGCUGUUCAUCUUCUGCGGUGUAUCAUUGCGUGGAUUAUGUCUGUUGGUGCCAGCAGCAGUGGUCAUUGUUAUGCUUGCUGUGCAAAUUGUGCAUCAGGGACUUGCUACCAAGCAUGCACAGGAUAUCAGGAAGGAGAUGGUGGGCUUUGUAGCAGAGAUGCGAGGUCUCCUUUUUGCUGAUCCACAAAAGCUUACAGUUACUGUUGUAUUUGAGCAAGAGUUACAACAAAGUACUCUCAAUAAGGUGGUGCAUACACAGAUCGUGGGCACAGUCUCGUUGUCAGAGUACUGGGGCGACGGACACAGGGGCUGGCUUCACGCCCUCGCUGUCCAUCCCAAAUGGUGGCGGCGCGGCGUGGGGCGUGCACUAGUGCAGGCGAGUCGUGCGUAUGCUGAAACGGAGGGCCUCGAGUCGCUCGAAGCUAUCGCCAGUGAGUUGCAGCCGGCCGCACUUGCUUUACUACGUUCUGCCGGAUGGGAGUCGCGCGGCUGGUACCAUCGCAGACUGUGCGGUGCCACACUGACGCUGAUGUUGUCUCGCUUUGGAAAGAAUCUCGCGUACGCAUAGACAACCUAUUCAUUACCAUAUUGUGCAUUAUAUUGGAGACAUCGUCCCCACAUAGGCUUUUCUACAAACAAUGUGAUAUUGAAAGAAUAAGGCUAAUUUUGUGCAUAUUUGUUAUAUGUAAAAAUAUUUUUUUAAUUAAUAUUUUAUAAAAGAAUCUCUAAACUUUGUAUCUAUUUGUAAGUGUAAAAUAAAAGACAGUGAUUUUUUUAGUUAA
Molecule: messenger RNA, 1128 nt
Organism: Galleria mellonella (greater wax moth)
Lineage: Eukaryota; Metazoa; Arthropoda; Insecta; Lepidoptera; Pyralidae
Exons: 6
Coding region: 300-914 (204 amino acids)
Molecular function (GO): N-acetyltransferase activity
Source: RefSeq, a predicted model, not a curated record